Messenger RNA from Aspergillus glaucus CBS 516.65, 722 nucleotides. Its product is annotated as ubiquinol--cytochrome-c reductase subunit 8. The record is from RefSeq and is a predicted model, not a curated record. The transcript is spliced from 2 exons. Gene Ontology annotation, biological process: mitochondrial electron transport, ubiquinol to cytochrome c. Lineage: Eukaryota; Fungi; Ascomycota; Eurotiomycetes; Eurotiales; Aspergillaceae. The coding region runs from base 220 to 459 and encodes 79 amino acids.
GUUACAUUGGCCCCUGGGGUGCCCUUGGUACGUGACCUAGCUUCAUCACGAUCCCCCAUACCUCCGGACCAGCCUACCCAUAACCCGAAUUCCUCAUAUACGAGUUACUCUUCGGUGCUUCCAUUUCGAUUCCCAAUGCUCUAUAUCCGAUAUCCGACACAUAUACAAUGCUAUAUGCCAUGCUAUAUGCAAUACCACAAGUCAGCAUACUAAUCUGACAUGACAGGCUGCCCUACCCCCCAGCGGAUCACCACCUACUCCCUCUCUGCCAACCGUCAGAGACCUCUUGCCGGUGCAUUCCACAACGCCAUCUUCAACACCUUCCGUCGUUUCCGUCACCAGGUUCUCUACGUGGCUCCUCCGUUCUUGAUCGCUUACGCCACCAUGAACUGGGCUGUUGAGAGAAACGAGUACCUCAACUCGAAGCCUGGCCGCCUCCUCGAGGGUGAUGACGAGUAAAUGCGUUGAUAUAUGGAUAUACCGUGUGAGGGUAUUUAGGAGACGGGAAUUGCAUUGUACAGUACCUACUAGAACACAAUCGAGUCUUGGGAUCUUACUUUCUUUUCCGUUAUGUUUCUGCGGUUUAUUAUUCCGGAGUCGCAGUGUCGGGCACUUCAAUUGGUCCAACCAGCAUCGAGGGAUUAGCCAUUGGAAUGGCGCAAAGAGUGCGAUUUUAGGGACUAUUAAUGCGAUUGGUAUCUGUAUCCUGCUAUGUGUUUGCU